Messenger RNA from Paramecium octaurelia, 804 nucleotides. Lineage: Eukaryota; Ciliophora; Oligohymenophorea; Peniculida; Parameciidae. The record is from the annotation of a GenBank genome assembly.
GUUUUACCAUGCGAAUAUAGGCUUCUAUGUUUGGAAUAAUUCUUAUUUCAGCCUUAGUGCUGGCUUAAUCUAAUGUAGAAUUGAGUGAGAUUGAAACCAAUCCCAUACCUACAAUGGUUAAUUUUGAUGGCUAUCAAAGAAAUGCCGAUUAAACUUAAUAAGAGCAGACACAUUUUGAUUUCGCUGACUCAUUCACCCAUUCAAACACUGAGACGAUUUAAAAUGUUGAAAACAAUAAAUCUAUUGAAGAUCCUAAUAAUUUUAUUUUAGACAAUCAGAAUGUUUCCACUCUUAAUUCAGAAAUAACUUCAAUGUCCACCAAUGGAAAUUAAAUUCAAGUAUGAAAUCUUGUAAUAAAGAGGGUUCAAACGAUAUCCCACAAUUAGAUAUGAUUGAUACUGAAGGUACUUAAGUACUUAGCUAAUAAGAUUUAAGCAACAUAUGUAUUAGUGUUAUUAAACAUUAGCUGAAACUCAAUAGAAUGCUGAAAACUAAGAUUGUAUAGUAAUCUAUUCAUAAUGUCAUUACAAAGGAGAGUCACUUAAAUUAUGCGAAUCCCAAAGAGAUAUUGAGUAAAGAUUUCAAUAAACAUAGCAAUUUCGACCAUGACAUUAAAUCAAUACAAAUACCCAAAGGAUAUUCAGUCAGACUGUAUAAUAAGGAAGAUUUUACAGGAGAGAAAAUCAUAUUGAAGGAAAGUCAAGAAUGUCUGAAUAAACCAUUAGCACUUACAUAGUUGUAUGAGAGGUAAUCUCAUUAAUUUACGAUUCUGGCUUAAAAUUUGAAUUUAAGGGGAAUCUGAUU